Messenger RNA from Podospora pseudocomata, 879 nucleotides. RefSeq lists its product as uncharacterized. Lineage: Eukaryota; Fungi; Ascomycota; Sordariomycetes; Sordariales; Podosporaceae. The transcript is spliced from 2 exons. Bases 1 to 879 code for a protein of 292 amino acids. The record is from RefSeq and is a predicted model, not a curated record.
AUGGAUACCAUCACAAAACUCCUCCGCGCCAGAGCUCUCGCAGAUCACAAAGCGCGUAUUCCCAUCGACAGGCUAGAUGCCGAACACCGCAGGCACUUGGUGCGCGCCAUCAACAAUGUGCUGUCUACCGAGCUCGCUCUGUUCACAUACGCUCAGAUCAUCGACGGCCUUCCCACCGGAGAUGUCGCAUGGGACGUGAGAAGCCCUCUCCUACAAGGGGAGCACCCGCUGGCAACUGAGCACGAAGAACUCUGCCCCGCCGCAAUGGAAAAAGCACGCGAGGUCUGCCCGAAGUGGGAUACGGAGAUGCUUAGGUUCAGCCCCCAGGUGCUCAAUGCAUAUCAAGAAGCGGCUCCCGGCAGCAAGCUGUUCGCAACCCGUCUCAGUGAGAUGGUAGCCAUCGCAAUCCACGAGUUCGGUGUGCUUCUCUACCAGCUUGACUUUUGUGUGCACAAGGGAGGACGAGAAGCGGUCGAUGCCAUUGCCAAGUGGAAGGAAACCAGCAAGCCCGAAUUCAUACACUACCUCGACCACGACAUCUACCCCCAAGGUGUGGCCGACGUUGUGGGUUAUUGGGGAGAGGACCGGAUUCUUCGCGGCGUCGUUGUCUUUGAGCGUCGGGCAGAGGAACGCGACGGCCACAACUCCAAUUACAGCAACCCAGACCCACCAAAUAUCUACCUCUCUCCCUCCCGAGCCAAAGUCACAAUAAGGGUUACGCAGCUCCGCGAUGAGCAGCAGCAGAAACUGGUCGACUUUUUGCUGCUCGAAGAUGCAAGCAAGGCGGCUGAAUCAAGCCCGCUUCCCAUUCUUGUGGACAAGAAGAAUCUCAAACGGUUCAAGCUGGAGUCAUCCAUCGUCAAAUAUGGGAUAUUUUGA